AUUGCAGCAUUAAUCCCCUUACAGAACAGAUACAGGGAACAGACACACCUACUCCUAUCAUGGGGUGCAGCCUGAAUAGCAGCUCAGCAGCCAAUUAUAUAUCAGAUGAUGCAGAUGAGGGAGGGGCUUCAUGCGAAGAAGGAAAUCUCUCUGAUUAUAGGAUUAUUACUGUUUCAGAACAAGUACAGGAAACAGACACGGUCUCUGUUAUUAUGGGAUGUAGCCUGAAUGACUCCCUGGUGGAUAAUUAUAUAUCCGUUGUGAUUGCAGAGGAGCCAGUUAGAUGGGAACAGGGAAACCAAUCAGAUUGCAGCAUUAAUCCCCUUACAGAACAGAUACAGGGAACAGACACGCCUACUCCUAUCAUGGGGGGCAGCCUGGGUAACAGCUCGGCACAAAGUUAUUGCCACAAAAAUAACGGGCAUCUAAUGGCGUGUAACUGCCCUGAAUGCCAGACAGAACCACAUAGGAACACGGAUCUCCGUAACCACAAGGGAACCGCCCAGAAACCAUUCGCCUGUUAUAUCUGUGGGAAAAGCUUUAUCCGCCGCUCGGUGCUCGCCGUACACCAGAGAACCCACACGGGGGAGAAACCCUACGCCUGCUCCGAGUGCGGCAAGUGCUUCGCUCACCAGUCCGACCUCAACCGCCAUCAGAAGAGCCACACUGGGUACAAGCCGUUUUCUUGCAACGACUGCGGCAAAUGCUUCACCCGCCGUUGGUACCUCAACGUGCACCGGAAAAUUCACACGAAAGAGAAACCUUUCACUUGUUCCGAAUGCGGCAAAGGCUUCACGCAGCUCUCGAACCUCAACUACCAUUACCGGAUCCACACGGGGGAGCAGCACUACAUCUGUUCCGCCUGCGGCCAGUCCUUCCAGACCUGCCUAGCACUUAUCGAACAUCAGAGAAGCCACACGGGGCAAACCUCGUUUCUGCUCUAAACUCGCCAACUAUUCUACCCGCUCAGGAAAGAAGUCAUUCCCUUGGUUCAUAAUGGACAUAAAUGACUGAACGUGACAGAGGCGGGACUUGUGCCUGUUGCUUCUGUAUGUGGGAAAGGAUUUUAAAGGGGAAGGCCACCCAAACACAACUUACGCUUAUUGAAAAGUAAAGAUAAUUUCAAGCUACUUUGCAGUAUACAUUAAAUAAGCAUUAUGCAGCUUUUCAUGAUUUUUAAUGUAAUAAUAUGGUUGAAAUAAGUUCCCUAAGGCCCGCCCCCUGUUCCCCUGCUGAUCUGGCUGACUACUUUGAGACUGAGAGCCUGCCUCCUCCCAAUGCCACAAUUCCCUGCUGCAUACGUGGUGUCAAUAAGGAAAGGAACAUCCCAGUGCAAUGCAUUGUGGGUUAUGUAGUUCCUGUGGGCUGUCUGUAAGCUGGGGAGGAGGAGUUGUUACAAUUUGUAACAUCAGUGUUUUAGUCCCUCCUCCCCUGCCAGGAUUUCAAAUGAUGCAGAAAGAGAAGGACUGUUUUGCAGCUGGAUUUCAGCAUAUAAACAUGGGAUUUAUUCCUACUGUUUGAAGGAACAGAUCACAGUGAUAGCGAUAUUAGGGGGUUCUGUGUUGUGGGGGGCUCGGUUGGUUCGGAAGCUACAGUUCCCCUUUAAGUUAAGGGCAAACUAAUUUAUCAGGGUGUCCCAUCUAUUAUGUAUCAACUUGCAUUUACUGUGUCCCCUAUUAAUACCUGCAGUUCUUUCUAAUUCUGAAACGAUUGGUCUCCGAGACACGGCAGUAUAUGGGCAGCCAAUCACAGGAGUGAAGUCAUGCUACAGGGAUUUCGUUCUGGAUUCAGCCAAAUCCCAAUCUUUGCAGCAGAAAGUCUCUGGCCAAACCACAUACAAACUCUUGAAAUCACGCGACUUUAGACCAGUAGCCAAAUAAAGUUGAUAUUUUUGUAUAUAUUUUUUUUUCUUAUACAAUUUUUUUUGGGGGGGGGGGGGGGGGGGUUGGAUAUUCCCAUAUGAAAAUGAAGGGUUGGUUGGGGAUUCAGAGCAAUGUUUGUAUUGGACUCAGUAUUGGUAAAGCAGUGCAUCAUGGGACAUUGACAAGCACAGUCCUUCUGUUUUUAGAAGUGUAUAAUGCAUUGGCUCCAAUGUGUUCAAAUAAGUAAAGGGCAAGUAAUUAACUGAUUUUGGUGUUGGAAAUCAUUCACUUUUGUAUAAAUGGAAUCUGUAAAACA
Messenger RNA from Xenopus tropicalis (tropical clawed frog), 2178 nucleotides. Its product is annotated as oocyte zinc finger protein XlCOF7.2-like. Gene Ontology annotation, biological process: positive regulation of transcription by RNA polymerase II. Lineage: Eukaryota; Metazoa; Chordata; Amphibia; Anura; Pipidae. Gene Ontology annotation, cellular component: nucleus. The record is from RefSeq and is a predicted model, not a curated record. Bases 60 to 944 code for a protein of 294 amino acids. The transcript has a single exon.